Molecule: messenger RNA, 826 nt
Organism: Nymphaea colorata (pocket water lily)
Lineage: Eukaryota; Viridiplantae; Streptophyta; Magnoliopsida; Nymphaeales; Nymphaeaceae
Product: ras-related protein RHN1-like
Exons: 7
Coding region: 123-725 (200 amino acids)
Molecular function (GO): GTP binding; GTPase activity
Source: RefSeq, a predicted model, not a curated record
UCUCAUUAAUCUGUUUUCUCUUGAUCGUCAGCUACGGCCUCUUCAGGUUCCUAGCUCUCUCGGUUCCACUAUCUGGUUUUUCUCCUGUUAAGGCAACUGCAGAUCAUUCUUGGCUCGAGAAAAUGGCGACUGCAGGCAGCACUCAUACUCAAGCAAAGCUAGUGCUGCUUGGGGACAUGGGAACAGGAAAAUCAAGCCUUGUGUUGAGAUUUGUGAAGGGACAAUUUUAUGAAUUCCAGGAAUCAACGAUUGGUGCAGCAUUUUUCACUCAGACUGUAGCAUUGGAAGGAAGGUCUGUGAAAUUUGAGAUAUGGGAUACAGCAGGGCAAGAAAGAUACCAUAGUCUUGCUCCCAUGUACUAUCGUGGUGCCGCUGCUGCAGUCGUGGUUUAUGACAUUACCAACCCUGAUUCAUUCGAUCGCGCUAAGAAAUGGGUGGAAGAACUUCGUCAACAAGGAAACCCAAAUAUGGUAGUUGCAUUUGCAGGAAAUAAAGUUGAUCUGGAAGAGAAGAGACAAAUAAAGGAAGAGGUGGCUCAUGCAUAUGCGACUGAAGCCGGUCUCCUUUUCAUUCAAACAUCAGCAAAGACAGCGCAAGGUGUUAAUGAGUUGUUCCAAGAGAUAGCUAAGAGUUUACCAAACGCAGAACCACUACAGGCACCAGGACGAAUGGUCUUUGUUGACAAAUCUUACGAAAGGGCAAGUGGAUAUUCCUGCUGUUCCUGAUCACUAAUAAUCAAUUAGUGAGUCGACUUUAGUAUCAUUGUUGCUUGUACAUUCAUGUUUAAAACAAAAGGUUUCAAUAAAUGGAUGUCUAUGGUUCAUUA